Aphanomyces astaci is the source of this 867-nucleotide messenger RNA. RefSeq lists its product as hypothetical. The transcript is spliced from 2 exons. NCBI's taxonomy places the organism in Eukaryota, Oomycota, Saprolegniomycetes, Saprolegniales, Verrucalvaceae. The coding region runs from base 1 to 867 and encodes 288 amino acids. The record is from RefSeq and is a predicted model, not a curated record.
AUGCAGCGCGAACGCUUGACCGUCGAGUUCCCGGAGAACUUUCGGUGCCACAUCACUACCAAGGUAGGUAAACCCUUGGGCAAGAGUAGAACGAGCGUUGGCAAGCCAACCGAACUCACCGUGGCCAGCGACACGACGUUUGGUGUUGUGUCUGCCCUGGUCGUUGACAACGUCUCCGCUGCGAUUGCCGACUACCACGCCGACGCAUCGAAUGCCAAGCUCCUGUGGGACUCACAGGUUCCAACGGAAGUGUAUGUAAAGGUUGCAGCCAACACGACCCAGGAUAAGUACACCAAAAUCACACUGGUAAACUACACCGAUGUUCUUCGACAAGUUUGGGAUAACGCUAGCAAAGUACGCAAUGCCCAGGCAUCGUUCACAUUGCAACUCUUCAUUUACGCCGGAAAAGACAUGAGCACGGCGAUAAGACGUGCAACCUCGAACAACCUCGUGACUGCGGCAGCUCGCGUUGCAGGGUACAUUGAGGACCAGAGCAUGGCCCUUGGCCCGCUCCAAACCGAGUACGCUACUCUCGUGACGGCUCAUUUGCCGCCGUCCGCCCCCGUCGAAAUCCCGACAAAUACGACGAUGCAACAACUCGGUCACAUUGAUGUUAUGGCUGCUCGUCAUGCCGACGAACGCCGGCACGAAAUGAAUUCCCAGACCACGGAAACGUACCGUAGGGUUCGUGUUCGUUUUGGCACUAUGGCCAGCGCCCCAGUGGAUUGUUUUCUGUUGGUCGAAGACCUUCGGAGCAUUCUAGGAAUUCCUCCAUUUGACCUGACGCCAUCCUAUCGCGAACCAUUUGUGGGGGAAGUUGUCGGUCCAAGUGUCAACAUGGAUGACAUUGAUCACAUUAAUCUCUAG